AUGAGGUGUGCAUUACGUACAGGAGUAUCAUUCUGCUUAAAAAAUUUUGGAAGGAGGUUUAAGACGUCCAAUUCGUUGCCUUCUAUGACAUUUCGUGAAUCCUUUCAGCCCUACAUUAUCCUUUGGAGGAAACGUUUGCCCCCCAGGAGGUGGCCUGAAACUCAACUUGGACCUAUUGAGGCCGUAAAUCCCAGGUGUCCAUUACCGGGUCAUGUAGGAUUGUUGGAAAUAUCGAAAGAGACCGAGAUAUCGCUCAUUCCCGCAACUCUUAUUUUACCCCCUACUUCGACGAAUCACUAUGUAUCGAUCAUGGUUCAAGCUGACUUCGAUGCCAAAACCCAGUCCCUUGUUCCUGAUAUCGACACCAGCCUUAUUGAAUAUGUUGUGUGUGCAUGCCCGCAACUCAUUAAACCGGAUCUUAGGACUCUUUUCCCUAGUAAGAAUUUCUUAGGGGCUCGGAUGACGACCAUUAUAUUUCGUUACAAAAUGGAGAUACAAACAAUUGAAAACAUCGAACAGGUUUUUGAGAUUUUUAUACAAUCCGCAAUUGACAUAUGUGCAUUACUGCGAAAUUUUGGUUAUUGGGCUGAUUUCAUCCAUCCAGCAUCGGGUAUACCGUACCUCGAGUUUCAUGCCGAACCGAAUAUCAGCCGUUUGAACAGACGGUUGACGCCUUUUUUCUUCGUUGUGGGCGACGAUGGUUGCUGCAAGAUUCUUCGAAGCCGACACUUUGAUGGACGCUUGUUUAUCGGCGUAAUUUUCACAGAUGCCCCGAAGAACCACCCCAUUCUGACUCAAUUUUCCACCAUUGAGAGAUAA
Molecule: messenger RNA, 819 nt
Organism: Echinococcus granulosus
Lineage: Eukaryota; Metazoa; Platyhelminthes; Cestoda; Cyclophyllidea; Taeniidae
Product: Methylmalonic aciduria and homocystinuria type D
Exons: 5
Coding region: 1-819 (272 amino acids)
Biological process (GO): cobalamin metabolic process
Cellular component (GO): mitochondrion
Source: RefSeq, a predicted model, not a curated record